Molecule: messenger RNA, 2067 nt
Organism: Macaca mulatta (Rhesus monkey)
Lineage: Eukaryota; Metazoa; Chordata; Mammalia; Primates; Cercopithecidae
Source: RefSeq, a predicted model, not a curated record
AUGUCACCAGCAUACUCGCCCAAGAAUACAGCAACAUGUCACCAGCAUACUCACCCAAGAAUACAGCAUCACAUCACCAGUGUACUCACCCAAGAAUACAGCAACAUGUCACCAGCAUACUCGCCCAAGAAUACAGCAACAUGUCACCAGCAUACUCACCCAAGAAUACAGCAUCACAUCACCAGUGUACUCACCCAAGAAUACAGCAACCUGUCACCAGUAUACUCACCCAAGAAUACAGCAACCUGUCACCAGCGUACUCGCCCAAGAAUACAGCAACAUGUCACCAGCGUACUCACCCAAGAAUACAGCAUCGUGUCACCAGCGUACUCACCUGCAGAAAUCCUUGAGGAGAUGAUCUACCGAGAUAAGAAUCAGAAGAGCCCUCAAGAGCCUUGGAGCCGCCCCGUCUGUGCCGCCCUGAGACUGUGGCCCCGAAAGCUCCUCUCCCCGGCCACAGAGCUGAGGGUCCGACAGCGGCCCCAGGAGCCCCCAGAGCCGCAACCCCACCCGGACCCCAGGGACCGCGCAGUCCCUGGAGAUCCAGAGGAAAAGGAGAAACCCAGGCUGCCCCGGGGGCUUCAGGCUGGCAUGGGGAGGGGGAGGACGUGGGCCCUGCCCAGGUGGAUGCUGGAGGAACCAACUGCAGGAGGCACCGCCAAGCAGUAUUUAUUUUUUUCAGCUAUGUCUUCUCAUAUCACCCAAGACUUUUUGCCAGAGCAGGGCAUACAAGAUGCGUUCCCAAAAUCAAUAUGGAGAGGAUGUGGAAAUUGUGGCCUUGACAAUUUCCACUGGAGGAAAGACUGGGGAAAUGUAGAUGAGUGUAAAUUGCAGAAAGAAGAUUACAAUAGACUUAAGCAAUGUUCAUCAACUACCCAUAGCAAAAUCUUUCGAUGUAAUAAAUGUGUUAUAUUUAACAAUUCUUCAAAUUUAAAUAGAUAUAAUAUAAUUCAUGCUGGACAGAAGCCUUUCAAAUGCAAAGAAUGUGGUAAAUCCUUUCAAAUGUUCUCAUUCUUAACUGAACAUCAGAAAUUCACACUGGAAAAAAAUUCCACAAAAUGUAAAGAAUGUGGCAAAACCUUUAACCAAUGCUCACACUUUACUGAACGUGAGAACAUUUGCACUAGAGAGAAACCUUACAAAUGUCAAGAAUGUGACAAGGUUUUUAAAACUUGCUCAGUCCUUCCUAAAAACAGAAUUUACACCGCAGGGGAACAUUACAAAUGUGAAGAAUUUGGCAAAGCCUUUAAACAGCUGUCCCACCUUACUGGUCGUAAGGAACACGGUGCUGUGGAAAAAUUUCACAAAUGUGAAGAGUGCGACAAUGUCUUUCUCUCUUGCUCAAGGCUUUCUAAUCAUCAGAUGAUUCUUGCUGGAGAGAAGCUCUCCAAAUGUGAAAAAUUGCACAAUCCAAGUCUUUCCAAACAUCAGAGAAAUGAGAUUGGAGGGAAACCUUUCAAAUGUGAGGAAUGUGACAGCAUCUUCGAAUGGUGCUCAGACCUUACUAAACAUAAGAGGAUUCACACUGGUGAGAAACCCUACAAAUGUGAAGAAUGUGGGAAAGCCUAUAUGCAGUCCUCACACCUCAGUGAACACAGGAGGAUUCACACCGGAGAGAAACCCUACCAGUGUGAAGAAUGUGGGAAAGUCUUCAGAACUUGCUCAAGCCUUUCUAAUCACAAGAGAACUCAUUCUGAAGAAAAAUCCUACACGUGUGAAGAAUGUGGCAACAUCUUUUUUUUUUUUUUGAGACAGAAUAUUGCCAAACAUAAGAAAACCCAUACUGGAGAGAAACCCUACAAAUGUGAAGAGUGUGGAAAGAACUUUACCCAGUCCUCAAACCUUAUUGUACAUAAGAGAAUUCAUACUGGAGAGAAACCCUACAAGUGUGAAGAGUGUGGCAAAGCCUUUACCCAGUUCUCACACCUGACUCAAAGAUGCCACACAGGGCGGCGGUUGGACCUGUCCUACCCAGGCGGCUUCCGUCAGAGAGUGCCAGAGUUCGCGGGGAAGCACGCGCUGGCAGGAGGUCAAAACCACAUGCAUUGGAUUCCAGCCUCUUUUUAA